Molecule: messenger RNA, 354 nt
Organism: Aspergillus puulaauensis
Lineage: Eukaryota; Fungi; Ascomycota; Eurotiomycetes; Eurotiales; Aspergillaceae
Exons: 1
Coding region: 1-354 (117 amino acids)
Source: RefSeq, a predicted model, not a curated record
AUGGUGUCCCGUCGAAGAUCGUUUCUCAUGGACGGCAGGGACCAAGUAGACCAGUCGCAAACGAGUGAUGUAUACAUAUUCGAUCAGCACUCAAAAUGUGCUUCAGGUUCUCGACAUUACUUUUUUGGUCAAUAUCUUUUCUUUUUCUCGGGGACCCGGUUGGACUUCUCUACUCUAACCGGGGCCGCUGAACCUUUUUCCACGUCGCUUCUAGCGGGAGUUGACAAAACCGGUAGGCCUCUACUAGUAUUAUCGCACGACCGUGAGCCGCGGGGAUCUUUGAUGAUGGGCGAAGAAUUCGGUGAUAGUAGCUCGAAGACGCCGGACGGUGACCUUGGUGCCUCGACGCCCUAG